AUUAUCUCUUUUUUCCCUUAAUUAGUCGUUUUAUUUUUAUUAUAUAUCGUAGAAAUGGCUGAAAUAUGAAUUGGUUUAUUUUUGGAAAUAAGUUGCCGAUCUAAAAAAUGUUUUGUAUUAGAAAAGGCAGAGAUUGAAAGAGACGAUGGUUGAAGAACCGAAUAUUCUCCCCCCAAAAUUGAUGGAAAUGUGUGUUUGAUUGAUGUCUGAAAGAAUGGCGAUUGCUCAUGGAAUUGAAGCGUCAAUUUCGAAAAAAGCUCGAGUUCACCACCGCUCGAGCCCCACUUCCGAUGGUAAAUUAGGGUUGCUUGAGCGCACGGGUUCUGCCGCCGGCGCAGCGUUUCUCUCUGCAGUUUUGGUCAACCCACUCGAUGUUGCCAAGACGAGAUUGCAGGCACAGGCUGCUGGAGCCCCGUACACGCACCCGUUAAGUAAUGUCACGAGUCGCAUGGCAUAUUUCGGACCGCACAUGUUGUUUGCUGAUCUAAGGUGUUCUCGCUCAUGCACUCGUGCUGCGGUUCAUGGUACAGUUGUAAUAUGCCCCCCGGAUUGUUUCCAUUACAAAGGGACAUUGGAUGUCUUCUACAAAAUUAUUCGACAGGAAGGAUUUCCAAUGCUAUGGAGAGGCACGGGUGCUGGUUUAGCACUUGCAGUGCCAACUGUUGGUAUUUACUUACCUUUCUAUGACAUUUUCCGUAACCAAAUAGAGGAAUUUACUGCACAGAAUGCGCCAAGUUUAACACCAUGUGCACCUGUACUGGCUGGUUCAUUGGCUCGUUCUUUAGCUUGUACGAGUUGCUAUCCUAUCGAGCUCGCCAGAACACGCAUGCAGGCAUUUAAGCACAUCCAUGGUGAUAAAAAACCUCCCGGAGUAUGGAAGACUUUAAUUGACAUCCUCCCCCAGGUCAAGAGUACAACCAGCUUCAAUAACAGCUUGCAGAGCUAUAGAGUGCUGUGGACAGGCCUUGGUGCUCAGCUUGUUCGUGAUGUACCUUUCUCUGCAAUCUGCUUCUCGAUUCUUGAACCACUAAGGAGGAAGCUUCUUAUUCUAGUUGGAGACGAAGUAAAUGUGGCGAAUGUACUUGUCACAAACUUUUCUGCUGGUUUUGUUGCUGGGAGCAUUGCUGCUGCUGCCACUUGUCCUUUUGAUGUUGCGAAAACCCGUAGGCAAAUUGAGAAAGAUCCUAGGAGGGCUUUGAAGAUGACAACAAGGCGUACGCUGCUGGAAGUUUGGAGGGGAGGAAGAAUGAAGGGAUUAUUUACCGGUGUGGGUCCCCGUGUCGGGCGUGCAGGUCCUUCGGUUGGGAUUGUGUUUUCAUUUUAUGAAGUUGUAAAGCAUAUUAUGCAUCAUCACUAUGCUCUUUCUUGAUCCUUUUUCACAUUUAACAUUAACAUCUUGUUUAGUAAAAGCCUCCCCAGCUGCUGCUGCUGCUGCUUAUUAGAUUUAGCUUUAGCUUUAGCUUUUGUUAUUUAUUUAUUAUUAUUAUUACCUAGAACCUUCCGGAAACAUGUCUGAUUGAGACUCUCAAUUUUGUUGUAGUUGUUACUUAUUACUAGGGUCUGCCGGGAAAAGAUUUUGUACAAUAUUGUUUUUUUUAGCCUGUGAAAAUUCUAAUAUUGCGUUUUUUGCUCUAAUUAAUUACAAC
Messenger RNA from Erythranthe guttata (spotted monkey flower), 1646 nucleotides. Lineage: Eukaryota; Viridiplantae; Streptophyta; Magnoliopsida; Lamiales; Phrymaceae. The record is from RefSeq and is a predicted model, not a curated record.